AUGGCGUCUCUGAGGAUGCCCCUGCUCCUGGCCCAGAUGGUGAUCCUGGCGCUCUUUUGCCUUCCCCAGGCUCGGCCGGCCGGCGUCUUCGAGCUGCAGAUCCACUCCUUUGGGCCAGGCCCAGGCCCGGGGGCACCGCGGUCCCCGUGCAGCGCCCGGGGCCCCUGUCGCCUCUUCUUCAGAGUCUGCCUGAAGCCUGGCGUCUCUGACGAGGCCGCCGAGUCCCCGUGUGCCCUCGGCGCAGCGCUGAGCGCGCGUGGCCCCAUCUACACCGAGCAGCCCGGAGUGCCCGCGCCCGCCUUGGCGCUGCCCGACGGUCUCCUGCGCGUGCCUUUCCGUGACGCCUGGCCGGGCACCUUCUCCCUCGUCAUCGAGACCUGGAGGCAGCAGUUAGGGGAGCAGAUGGGAGGGCCCUCCUGGAGUCUGCUGGCGCGUGUGGCCGGCCGGCGGCGCCUGGCAGCCGGGGGCCCGUGGGCCCGGGACGUGCAGCGAGCAGGUGCCUGGGAGCUGCGCUUCUCCUACCGCGCGCGCUGCGAGCCGCCGGCCGUCGGGGCCGCGUGCGCGCGCCUCUGCCGCUCGCGCAGCGCCCCCUCGCGGUGUGGCCCGGGACUGCGCCCCUGCGCGCCGGCUCAGGACGAGUGCGAGGCGCCGCCCGCGUGUCGAGCAGGCUGCAGCCCGGAGCACGGCUUCUGCGAGCAGCCCGACGAGUGCCGCUGCCUGGAGGGCUGGACCGGGCCCCUCUGUACCGUCCCUGUCUCCACCAGCAGCUGCCUCAGCCCCAGGGGCCCGCCCUCUGCCGCCACCGGAUGCCCCGCGCCUGGGCCCGGGCCCUGUGACGGGAACCCGUGCGCCAACGGGGGCAGCUGCAGCGAGACGCCCGGGGCCUUCGAAUGCGCCUGUCCCCGCGGGUUCUACGGGCUGCGGUGCGAGGUGAGCGGGGUGACGUGUGCCGACGGGCCCUGCUUCAACGGGGGCCUGUGUGUUGGGGGCGCAGACCCCGACUCUGCCUACGUCUGCCACUGCCCCCCCGGGUUCCAAGGCUCCAACUGCGAGAAGAGGGUGGAUCGGUGCAGCCUGCAGCCCUGCCGCAACGGCGGGCUCUGCCUGGACCUGGGCCACGCCCUGCGCUGCCGCUGCCGCCCCGGCUUCGCGGGCCCGCGCUGCGAGCACGACCUGGACGACUGCGCCCGCCGCGCCUGCGCCAACGGCGGCACGUGCGUGGAGGGCGGCGGCGCGCGCCGCUGCUCCUGCGCGCUGGGCUUCGGCGGCCGCGACUGCCGCGAGCGCGCCGACCCGUGCGCCGCGCGCCCCUGCGCCCACGGCGGCCGCUGCUACGCCCACUUCUCGGGCCUCGUCUGCGCCUGCGCGCCCGGCUACAUGGGCGCGCGCUGCGAGUUCCCGGUUCACGCCGACGGCGCGGACGGAGGCGCGGGCGCGCUGCCCGCGUCCCCGAGGCGGGGCGACCCGCAGCGCUUCCUUUGGCCGCCGGCUCUGGGGCUGCUGGUGGCCGCGGGCUUGGCCGGUGCGGCCCUCCUGCUGCUCCACGUGCGCCGCCGUGGGCUUCGCCGGGAUGCCGGGUCUCGUCUGCUGGCUGCGACCCCGGAGCCGCCGGUCCACGCGCUCCCGGACGCCCUCAACAACCUGAGGACGCAGGAGGGCCCCGGGGACGGCCCGAGCUCCUCAGCGGACUGGGAUGGCCCGGAAGAUGGAGACUCCCGGGCGAUCUACGUCAUUUCUGCGCCCGCCCUGUGUGCUCGGGAGGCCUAACCGCCCUCCCCCGCUCAGAGCCUGUGGGCCGAGCCUGGACCCCGCAGGCCGCAGGGAUGGAGUGGAUCUGACCUGCGAGCUGUACAUAGUGGUUAUUUAUAUCCUGUUUUUUAUUCCCGCUCCCCACCUCU
Molecule: messenger RNA, 1898 nt
Organism: Lepus europaeus (European hare)
Lineage: Eukaryota; Metazoa; Chordata; Mammalia; Lagomorpha; Leporidae
Gene: DLL3
Product: delta like canonical Notch ligand 3
Exons: 9
Coding region: 1-1767 (588 amino acids)
Biological process (GO): establishment or maintenance of epithelial cell apical/basal polarity; multicellular organism development; heterophilic cell-cell adhesion
Cellular component (GO): protein-containing complex; plasma membrane
Molecular function (GO): calcium ion binding
Source: RefSeq, a predicted model, not a curated record